UUUCAUUCUAUAAAUCAACAGAACUUUUAUCAUAGUAACUUUUAUCUUUAAUUAAUACCGCAUAGUUACUUACAGUAGACAAUUACAACAUGAAUAAAUGUUCUACUUGGAAUAUUCUGUCUAUAACACCAUUAGUUAUCUAUUGUCUUUUAAUUUCUUUAACAAAUUCUUGGAAAAUUGGCACAACUAGAAUACCAAAUGAUAAUGAAGAGAUUAGAAUGGAAUUAGAAAACACUCCUAUAAUGUAUGAAGAAAUAGAACCUAAAUGGAAACAAAAACAAAAAUGGAUAUCUCAGACAUCUCAAGGUGAUUUACCAUGGAUACAUGGAUUAAAUCGAGCUGGUGUAAACCAAAAACCAUAUAAUACACUUGGAAGAGAACGUCGAUUCUUUUGUAAUCCAAUGGGAUGCGUCUAACUGAUACUGAUGAACAACAUUUUUUUGAAAAAAAAACAACAUAUAAUCAUAUAAUUAUGUAAUCAUAUAAUCAUGUCUGUAUACUUAAACAAAACAUAAAUAAAUGUCUUUCUUGUCAAUAAUUAAUAAAAGUGAUAAAUAAAAUUAUUUAUACGGAA
Schistosoma mattheei is the source of this 574-nucleotide messenger RNA. The record is from the annotation of a GenBank genome assembly. NCBI's taxonomy places the organism in Eukaryota, Metazoa, Platyhelminthes, Trematoda, Strigeidida, Schistosomatidae.